GUACGGCCUACUCUGAAGAUACCUUUACCAUGCAAGGUCUCAAAUAAAUUAAGUGUAUAAUCUAUGGUGUAAGGCGUUAAUUCACUGAUUUUAGAAAAUUGAGAGAUAGGUAAAAGAAAAAAAAAGUUUUCACACGCUGUCUUGCACCCCGAGGUAGUGGUACAAAAUCAUAAUGUCCAUUGCUUUCUUUCUUAUUGAAUAAUUACCACCACUGGUUGCUGUUUUGAAUAACAAAUGCUUUGUUAUAAUAAAAUUCAAAUAUUGAAUAUAGCCUUCAUACGAAGAUUUCCAGAGCCAUUUCUUUAAAGCAGUUACAGCCGGUAUGUUCUCGUGACCUUCGCACGGUCUGGACUGGACAAUAGUGCGCGCAUAAAAUCUAGAACCAUUCAGUACUAACAACUCCGUUAUAACCCGAUUAAUACUGCUCAUUAUUCACAGUAAAAGGCCAAAGACAUGAAUAAAAGAUAUAAGAUUUAAUGUAAUAAUCUCUCAAUAAAAUGGAGGUUCAGUUAUAUUUUUUCUCAAAUUCCAAAAACCACGUUCAGAGAAAAAUCUGGAGUUACACUACAUUAACCCAAUUGGUUAACCAAGCGCUUGAAUUGAAUUUGAAUUUGAAUUUGGUUAACCAAGCGCUCAUGCCAACUAUUCCAAGGCUAUAGACUAGAUUUUUUUUAAAUAUUCGGUUUGCAGGGUGGAAGAACUGUUAAAUAAUUUAAUUGAUAGCACAUAGUUCGUUAAUUUAAUAAAUAUAUAAUUAAUACAAUUAAUACUUUAAGCUUGGACCUUAUUUAUCAAAUAAAAUUGAUACUGUAAAUAUUUUGAGUAUAAUUUAAAAAGUAUGUAAUACGACUUUCAGAGCAUAGGUACGUGUGCAUUACAUAAAGAAUAAUAAAGAUAAUUUUAAAUUUACCGCCUAACGUUUGCGACAAAAACUAUUUAAGGCAUUCAAAGAAUGUCAAUCGAUAGGCAGCGGCUUGGCUCUGCCCCUGGCAUUGCUGAAGUCCAUGGGCGACGGUAACCACUCACCAUCAGGUGGGCCGUAUGCUCGUCUGCCUACAAGGGCAAUAAAAAAAAAAAAAAAAUAUUAAAACUCAUUGGUUACUUUGUGAAUUGGAUGACAAUGUUUAGCCAAUGGCUUAUUUUGUCGAAUCACAAGCUACAAAAGUCUUUACUACAGGUCGAAGAACGGCCAUUUUGAAUCGUGUUUGAAAAUCUUCUCAAUUUGAUUGGUUAUAAGACGACGUCAUUCAAAUUUUUGACGGAGCUGCGCAAAAUAAAUAAUUUUUUGACUCUCACUCACUCGUUGCGGCUGCCAUGUUUUUUUCAUGUGGGGUGUGUGUAUACUGAUAUAACAUGAUAUUCUAACGUCGUUUAAAUUAUUACAGAAGUAAGGGGUGCACGAAGUGCGUUAUUCGUUACUAGCUAGUGACAAUGCGAUUGCGAAAAUAUUAAGAGUCAAACGGUGCAUCAUAUCGAGAAUCGAAACACUAGCAAACAACAGGCCAAAGAUAUAAGCAUGUAUUAGUAACGAAGGACAAACAAAGGAUCGAUUUAUACACACGGCCCACGGCGAUAGUAAAAUGGACUCACGAGAUUUAUGUGCGAUGAUGGUGUUUGAUAACGACAGACACUAUCAAGGGCAGGAUGCGUAAACACAAGAGAGAGAGCAGGGCGAUAGCCUGCGGGCCUGCCACGUCAAGAUCACUUCAACACACUCCACACUUCAUCAUCUGAUACCUACAGUCUGCAUUCAGAGGCAAUGCAGUGCUCAGUAACACUGGAUAGUGACCAUAACAGGGGGAUUUUUAAAAUGAAGAACUUUAACGAUUAUAAGAAUCCUUACAGAAAGGAACACAAUUUAGGAAACAUUGUUGAUCAGCUGUGUACUAGUCUCCAGGACAUAAAAGAUCACGAAGAUUCUGUCAUAGGUAUGCCAACGUGUUCUAUAGAACAAGCAGAGGCUGUACGUCAAUAUUACGCUGCAUUUCCAGCUCUGAAGAAAGGGCAAGAGUCACCUUUGCAGUAUUAUCUGCCUCCACCUGCUUGGUGUCGUAAGACUGUCACUGAAGUCACAGCCAAAAUGCAAUGCGAAUUGUCUCCGUCCAAGGAUUGGAGCUUGAGGAAUAAGAAGUUUGUGGGAAAAGAACGACGCAACUCUUACCACGGACAAAGAAGAAACAGAAAGAGGAGCAACGGUCACAAUCGCUCUUUUGAAAGUAAGGACAGCUUGCCUGAGUGGGUUACAUAUGAGGGUGUUUGGGAUAUGGAGACCCAAGAUCCAGUCAAAGAGUUUAUUCGUGCCAUAGCUCUUGAUGAGGGAUAUGGCACUUGUGAAAACACCAUCACUGAUGACAUCCGCAACAACAAACCACUUGAUAAUGCUGUACCUGAUUGGGAUGAUGGACUUGACCUCGAUACUGAUUGGGUACUUGCUGAUGAUCUGGAGCCACGCACACUCUCGCCUGCCGAUGAGGAGCUUUACGCCAAGUUCGAAGCGAAGUUUGAUCGCAGCAUUGAGGCUCUCUGGGAUCAAAACACUCCAGAUGAUGAAUACCAGGACCUACCGAUCGACUUUCACGACCUCCUUUCUUCCCCAUCCGACUUACCGCCACCCGAGAAGAAAAGUUUGCCAAAAUCGUUCGAAAAUUUAACGUUCGGUAGUGGGUCUUUGACUCUGCCCGUGGAAGCGGUAACUGAGCGUCUGCGACCCUUGCACAUUGCCGACCCCGCACCCGCCGAGCUUGACUCCUUCGCACUCUACGAAGGUGAAGACAUCUACGAGGCACUCGCCGCCGUCGCCGACACCAUGCGCUCUUUCACCGCUAUCAACCACAGCCGCGACACCAGCGGGUUCGUUGAAGUUCCGCCGAGGCGGGGCCGCGCCGUGCCGCCCCCCGCACCGUUGCCGCCCGCAGGCCCAGUGCGCGCGUCCGAGUCCGCCGCCCGGGAGGACCUGUUGACGUCGGCGCGUACGCACUUCCGCCCCAUUCGGCGCGAGUCUGACGCGGAAGCACCACGCUAUGUGGACGGCGAUACGUUCGACAUCCGCGGCGACCUCGACCCAGUGGAGGAGCGACGCAGUCCUCGCGGUGGCGUGUACGUGGCGGCCGAGCGGUACCUCGAGUACCGUGGCGCGUGCACCAUCCGCUACGGUCGACUCAACCUGACAGCGGCGCAACGAUGUCCCGACCUCGAGGAAGUCGGUCUCCGCUUGCGAUUCCCUCUGCGGCAGCGUAACGCGGCUGUGCAGACGGAGCGCCUACUCGAUUCAGCGUGGGAGUGCGAGGAGUGCGGGGCCGCAGCCAAGAAGAUGCGCGGCGGCGAUGAGCGUGUGUGGGGCGAAGCGCGCGCCUGCACUGCGUGUAGCGCCCGGGCCGCGCCCUCCGCGCCGCCGCCGCCUCCCCUGCACGCCGACCUGUCUCGUGAGUGGGAGGAGCUGCUGUCGGACAUCAGCGCGGCGCACGCGCGCUACGCGGCCGGCGAGCCGGAGCCGGACGAGCCAGAAGAGAGCCCACGUGACCGUAAGCGUCGUCACAGUGCAGCGCUGCGGUGUGCGCCGGCGUGCACGCACCCGCACGCGCGCUUCCUGGCGUGCUGUGCGCUGGCGCUGGACCGGCCCCUCACGCGCUAGUGCUGUCCCGCCGUCCCGUGCCCCAGUUGGCCUCACCUCGUCUCGCCGCAUCGCUCCUUCGUUUUUUCAGAAUAAAUUUGUGAGCGGUGAUUCCGGUAGUCCGAUAUGUGUCAUGAAAGUAGACAUAAUAACGAUAGAAUAGCUUAAAGAGGAGCCUCGAGCUUAGUUUUCGAGAGAAUAGUGACGACAGGCGCGGAAAUUCCCGUCUUAGAUAUCGAGGGGAAGAAAGUGUAUCUUAAUUUUAGUUAAUGAUUUCUUGUAAAAAAUGCAAUUGUAGGAUUUUAAGUAAAAUGUUCUCGCUUCGUUUUCUUGGUAUGUUUUGGUGUUAUUUUAACGAAGUUAUGAAAUUUACUUUUCAAAUGACCGUUUUUCUGACAAAUUGGAUUUACAUUUCAAUUAAAAUGACAAAAAUCUAACUAAGCGAUAACAUUUCACUUAGAAUGUUAGGACGAUUCUUAUAUUAUUCUCACAAUAUCGUCCCGAUUAUUUUAAUUUGUUAAUAUAAAUCUAGUUAGAACACUUAAUAUUAUUUUUGUUAUGUUUCAAUAUGGUUUUCGGCAAACUAAAUUCCAUUUUUUUUUUCAAAAAAAUUGUUCUGUUUGUGUUAUAAAAAGUUAUAAAUUUAUACACGGAUCUGUCUGCAGAUGAAUAAGCGCAUUUCUGACUCCACUAUAAGUCAAAAUGGGUUGUGUUGUGCGCACUGCACUUUCAGUUGACCAGCGCAAUAUUAAAGAGCAUUCUGUGGAGCAUUUCGAUAAUUAUUUUGGGGUGCUGAGCAAAAUUUAUUAUACCGAUCAAACAUCUUGAGUUGACUUAAGGAAUGCGCUUCGCCGUGUCCGCGGUCCGCGAUAUGUUUACGGAAAGCUGCGGACCUUUUAAUGGUUCGUCCAGUUUCUUAUGUUAAUGCAGCGUAGUUUUAUUGAAUGGCUGCAUCAUGUAAAUGUAGGAGGUGUUAGUGUUUCGAGAAGUGGUAAAUAGGACGUUGAACAGUAUAGGAAGUGCCGGUGUGAACUUUACCGUUCGAGUCCCGGAUCGCGAUGUUUGCUCGCUUCAUUUGUUCAAAUACCGUCCGCGUCUGGGACUAAGGACGUUGUAACAUAAUUUACAGCUCAUCAUGUGGAUUGUAACAGUUUAUGUAGCCGUAACUGUUAUUAUAGUUCAUAUAAAGCGUAAAAUGUGUAUAUUAUAUUUUGUUAUAUUUUCAUUAUGUACCGGAACGUCGGGCCUAACGAUUUUCGGUCGAUUGAUAGUGGGAAAUCGACAUCUCAAGACUUCGCUUGAGUCGAUUUCCGACAUUUAAUCCGUUCCACUUGUAUUUUAUUUUAAAAGUCUUUCAUAGUUAUUGUUGCAAUUUCAUAAAAAAAACAUGCAUAUUUUAUUUUGUGUCGUGUUUUAUAUAUAUUUUUUCUGUAGUGUGAUUUACUUCAGUUUGUAAUUAUUCAAAUAUGAAAAAAAAAACAAAAAAAUACAAAAAUUCAUUGCAACACUUGAGAUAUUAUGUAUAUAGUAUUUUAUUUAGUACAUAUUCGGUGAAUUCAAUGUAUAGUAAUAUUCUUUAAUUUUAUAUAUAUACUUAAAUUCAUUUCUUGCAUUUAACAUAUGAACUAUUCUUCAAACAUUCAUUUGAAGAAUAGUUCAUGUGUUGAGUAAAUUAUAUUAUGUACCAUUUAAUUGUUUUCUAACAUUUUCUCAUUAGUGCGGUUGGGUAUAUUUUAAACUCAUAAUUCAUAUUUCAUUUUUGUCAAAUAAUGUCAUAUCCAAUUAUUUUUGUUUUUGUCAUAAGUUCUUACUAUAUUUGUACUUAUUGCAUUAACGAUAUUCGCUAAAGAAUUACAUCUUGAAAAAAUUAAAAAAUCCAAAAAAAAAAUCAAGUUCGUACUAUAUUAUGUUUGGCAAUCGAUCAAUCGUAAUAUAAAAUACUAUUUUGAACUAUCAUUGAUCCGAAACAUCUAAGGAUACGUUUUUGACAAAAUUGUCAAGAAAUUAAGUCUGCAUUAGUAUUGGUAGAGGGGACAAACUAACAUCUGGGUGGGGAACACCAUUCUAUUGCAGACUUAAUAAGUAACACGAUGUAAAUAAGCCCAUCAGACAUUGCCGAAAUUUUUGAUCAAAAAUUAUAAUGUGUAUUGGGGUUAUUUAUAACGAAGUUAGCAUUAUUCAAUACACUUGAUCAUUGUAAUUUUAGAAUCUGACAUCCUUAUCAGUGACAAGUGUAAUGAAAGUUAGUUGUCCCCUAAAUUUUUUUUCUCUUAUUUGUAAGCCACAUGAUUACUAGUAAGUGGCAAAUGAGCUUUUCUUCUGUAUGUAAUGUAAAGGUUAUUCCAAUAUAAUCAACUUUUAAAUUUGCGUGUAUCUGAAAUCUUCAUUAAAAAAAAAACAAAUUUCAUUUGUGAAAACAAAAUUAACACAAAAAUAAGUUUGGACACGUAGCAAAGUCAGCACACGAAAAAUUUGCCUGUAGUUUAACAAGAUUUUUAGCUAUCACGACUGUAACAAGUGGGCCUGUAACCGAUCGACGUUGGUUACAUGCGCGUUUGCUUUGAAUUUCAAAUUAUAUGUAAUUUUUGUAAACUGGAAAUGAGUAGUCUUUCAAAUUUAAAUCUAUCGCCGGGGUAGGAGCCAGUGAAGGGAUUUCGCGUUUUAGUAUUUCAAACCAAAAAACGUACCUGUUAAAUUCUCGUCUAAAGUAAUUGGACCUUAUUUUGCUUUUGUAAAAAUUGUAAAACUAGCUAAUAAAUCAUUUAAGUUUAGUUUAGAUGUUAUCCCUGAAAAUAGUUACCAUUUGCCUAAUCAUUAGGUUGUGCUCGCUACUCUGGUUCUUGCCACCAAUGAAAAUAAAAAUAUACAUCCAAA
Messenger RNA from Bombyx mori (domestic silkworm), 6484 nucleotides. RefSeq lists its product as uncharacterized. NCBI's taxonomy places the organism in Eukaryota, Metazoa, Arthropoda, Insecta, Lepidoptera, Bombycidae. Bases 1760 to 3631 code for a protein of 623 amino acids. The record is from RefSeq and is a predicted model, not a curated record. The transcript has 4 exons.